This is a messenger RNA of Pantherophis guttatus, 3308 nucleotides long. RefSeq names its product Rho guanine nucleotide exchange factor 16 (gene ARHGEF16). The record is from RefSeq and is a predicted model, not a curated record. Gene Ontology annotation, biological process: activation of GTPase activity. Gene Ontology annotation, molecular function: protein binding; guanyl-nucleotide exchange factor activity. Lineage: Eukaryota; Metazoa; Chordata; Lepidosauria; Squamata; Colubridae.
GGAGAAACUCGUUUUUAACAGCUGGGGAUGCCGACUACAUGGGUGCAAAAUUGUGCGGCUUCUCCACCCUCCCUCGGGCUCCGCUUCCAACCUCCGAAAGUUCAGGAUGGUGCCUGGACAACCAUCACAAUUGCACAACUGUUGUGCAAUUGCACACACAACUGUUGUGUGUGCAGCAAGAUUCGCCGUCCCUAAAUUGACUGGGUGGACGCCUUACGAGAGCUGGGUUUUUUUUGCAGCUGGGCCUCGCCUCUCAAGCCAGCCGAACGGUUUCCAAAAAAAAGGCUCAGCCGAUGCCAGAUUAAUCUCUUGUAAACAAUGUUGGGGUGGUUACACACCCAGGCGCACCCUGCAAAUCUGCGACGAGAUGCUGGUUUGUUGCCUUGCUUGGCCUGCGCUGGUUUUAAUUCCUCCACGUCCGCUUGGGUUCUUCUUUUUUGGUUGAAUGGCCUCGAUUUUCUCCUGCUUAAAUGACUUUUUAUUUUAUUUUAUUUUUUGGGGAGACCACCCCAGCUGUGAAAUGACUGGGCAUCCUUCAGAAAAUCAGCUUUUUCCUGCCACUCACCGUCCAAUGUCCUGCCUUCCAGGGAUGAAAGCACCGGGGUGCCGAGUUUGAAUGGGCGCUUCUGUCUCAAGAUGGCCCAACGGCAUUCAACCGGCCUUCUGGGGGACAAAGGUCUUCUCCUGGACCCUCAACCCCUCAGCAACAACGGCAUGCCUCCACGAAAAUGCCCCUCCGUGACCUCCUUGGAGGAGCCCUCGACUCCGGUCUCCAACCCGCGCCGGAUCGUCCUGAGCACCGAGAGUCCAGCCGCCCUCAAGGUGGGCACCCAACAACUCAUCCCCAAGAGCUUAGCCGAAGAUCCCAAGUCCAAGCUCCCCAUCCGGCAUCAGAGCUUCUCCGAUGGGGCGGUGUGGGGCAGAGAGGGGGUCCGUUGCGACCCCAAGCGCUUGUCGGCUCCCAGCCUCUCUCUGGACGACGAACCGGAGGACGAAUUUGACGCCAGCGAGGGGACGUUGAAACGCAACCUGCGUAGCAUGUCCUACCGGGCGGCCAUGAAGGGCGUGAGGAACGGCGGAGAACCUGAGGCUCCCACGCCGGUGGGUCUCAAGCCCAUUUUGGAAAAUGCCAAGCCCCCCACCAGCCGGGUUCCCGCGAGGAACAAGCGGACUUUGGGGCGCAAGCGUCUGCAGCAUCACGGCGGUUCGUUCAAAGACGAUCCCCGAUUGUACCAAGAGAUCCGAGAAAAAGGCCUCAACUCCAUCAACCACGAGUCGGACGACGACCUCCUCGACCUGGACGCCAUUCCCGAAGAACGACCUACCGCCAUCGUGGUGAAAAGCUACCGUCCCGCUUACGCCACCUGGAGCCAACAGCCCGAGGUUCGGGAAACCGGCAUCUUGGACCAGAUAUCACCAGAAGAACGUAAGAGGCAAGAGGCCAUCUUUGAGAUCAUCACCUCCGAGUACUCCUACCUCCAUAGCCUGACCAUCCUGGUAGAGCAUUUUCUGAAAUCGGCCAGGUUAAAGGAGACCAUGACCCAAAUGGACCAUCAUCACCUCUUCUCCAACGUGGGGGACAUCUUGGCGGUCAGCAAGAGCUUUUUCGAGGACUUGGAGAAGAGGCACCACGAGCACGCGGUAAUUUCGGACAUCAGCGACGUGGUGGAAGCGCACGCCUCCGGACACUUCCACCCCUACAUCAUCUACUGCUCCAACGAGGUCUACCAGCAAAGGACCCUUCAGAAACUCUUAACUUCCAACGUGGCCUUUAAGGAGUCGUUAAAACAGAUUGAACAGAAGCCGGAAUGCGGCAGCCUGCCCUUGAUUUCCUUCCUCAUCCUCCCCAUGCAGAGGGUGACCCGCCUGCCUCUCCUCAUGGAUACGGUUUGCCAAAAAACCCCGGCGAACACAGCUGCGUACCGAGCGACGACCCAAGCUUUGAAGGCCAUCAGCAAACUCGUGAAGAAGUGCAACGAGGGAGCUCACACCAUGGAAAGGACCGAACAGAUGUGCAGCUUGCAGAACCAGCUGGAUUUUGGCAAAGUCAAGAACUUCCCAUUGAUCUCAACGUCCCGCUGGCUUUUGAAAAGGGGCGAGGUCUCCCUCCCUCCAACCGAAGACGGCGGGAUCUUCCGGAAGGGAUCCGGGCGAGGAAUCUGUUACCUCUUUGUCUUCAACGACGUCCUGAUCAUCACCAAGAAAAAAAGCGAGGAGAGCUACGCCGUCCUCACCUACUCCAUGUUGGAACAUCUCUCGGUCGAGAAAAUCGAAACCCCGGACAGUCCGACCAGCCUCGGACGCGGCGGUCACCUCUUCCGUCUCACUUUGCGAAAGGACAGCGAAGGCAAGCCGGAGGAAGUCGUCCUGGCUGCAGAAUCCCGAAGCGACAGGGCCCGAUGGAUCAGCGCCUUAAUGCACCGAGAAGAAAAAGAAACCAGCACAGCAGAGAAAGGAGCACUCCAACAGGUAGAGAUCACCAGAGCCUAUCUGGCCAAGCAGGCGGAUGAGAUUUCACUCCAGCAGUCCGACGUCGUCCUUAUCCUGAAUCAGGAAGUGGGCUGGUAUUUGGGGGAGCGCCUGCGGGACGGAGAGAAGGGCUGGUUCCCACAAGCCUGCGCCCAGGAAAUCACCAACCGCAACGCCGUCGAACGCAACGUGCAGCGCCUGGAACGGUUGCGCAUCGAGACCGACGUGUGACGACGGAGUGGGUCCCGUCUCAACCCGCUCGGAUCCCAGAGCCACCGGAAGGUACUUUUUAAGGGCCAGGGAGUUGCAAAUCCGGAUACCGGACCGCAUCCGUUCCUCCUGGCUCAAACAGAGACGCUGGUCUUUUCUUUUUUAAAUAAAUCGGAUCGUAGCAAAAUCCACUGCCUAAAAUCCAGCUGGAUUGGAAAAGCUGCAAAGAGGUCGGCAACUGCCAGCCGUUGGAUUGAAUCCUGCCCUUUUUAUAGAUUUUUCUUUUUAAAAAAAACCAGGGAACAGAGUAAUUUUUACGAUGGAUUUUUAAGACUCGUGAUGUUUUCAUCUGCUCCCUUUCCCCCCCCCCCAUAAUUCCUCAGGGGUUCCUUUAAUUAAUAUUCCCAGAACGGCCUCCGUUCUAAGGUCCCCGAUGUUUAAUCUUGUACAUAAUUCUCCUUUUCCUUUCAGCCGUAAACCGUUCAAUGACUCCAAAGUUAUACAACUCUCUGUGACUUGAUUUCUCUUCCCCUUUCUACUCACACCAUUGGGUGUGAGUUGUGUUGUUAUUUUUCCUAAAUAUUCCUCGAAUAAAACAAGGGGGAGGGGGAUUUGUGGGGGUUUUUUUC